CCGUCCGUCAGACGCAGGCGCGUCGUCCUCGUCGUCACGUCGUCACGAAACACGCUGUCGGUGCGGACCUCGCCGAAGUACGGUCCGCAUUCAGGAUUGACACUCGCCGGAGACGUGCACGCUGACGCUGACGGUGACGGCGUCGGCGGUGCUUUGCGGGGGAGCUAUCGAUUAUUCGUUAAUUUAUUCAUGUCCGCGAGUAGCAGACCACGACGCCGCACUGGCUACCGUCGGUCGAUUCGGACCUGGCUGUACGGCUGCACGCGAGCCACCGUGUUAUGUGCCGCGCUAUAGUCGGCCGACAACCCUCCUGGUCGCUCGUCGUCUUCGUCGUCGUCGUCGUCGUCGUCGUCGUCGUCGGCGGAGCGUGCUCCCACUCGUAUGACUCCCAACAGCCGCGGCCCUCAUGUCGGACAUCGAGGAGGACUCGGUCGAGAAACGGCUGAAGAUCGUGCUCGUGGGUGAUUCCGGCGCUGGCAAAACCAGUAUCGUCCAGAAGUUUUGCAACAACGACUUCGCUCGCCAGUACGUCCCCACCGCGGGCAUCGACUUCUUCCUCAAGAACUUAACCAUCGGCGGCUGCAAGAAUGUCAACCUGCAUCUGUGGGACGUCGGCGGGCUCGCCCUACACGGCAACAUGCUGGACAAAUAUAUCUUCGGGGCGCAUAUUAUCCUUUUGGUGUACGACGUCACCAACAGUUCGAGCUUCGAGAUCCUGGAGGAGUGGCUCAGUCAGAUCAGGAAUUUCAUCGACGCUUACGACGAGCCUCUGAUAGCGUUGGUGGGUAAUAAGUGCGACAUGGAGCACCAAAGGACAGUCAAACGCGACAGGUCGCAUCGAUUCGCCGCGGAAAACGGGUUUCCGUACCACGACAUGUCCGCGAGAACCGGAGAAUCGGUAUCGUUGUGUGUCGCGAGUCUGGCGGCGCAAGUCCUGGGUGUCCGAUUGACGAGGACUGAUCAGGAUUUCCACAAGCCCAUCAUCAUCGCCGAGAUCGGAGAUACGGUCGACAUGACCUCGAUACACAAAGUCGUCAAGAGGAUUCCCAAUAAGAAGCAAUACCCGAUCGCCUUCAAUCCCCAUUUCCCGUCCUCGAAAUCCGCGGUCUGCACGCUGCAGUGAUGCUGCAGCUUGUCGCAUAUCCUCGCAGAGUAGAUUUUCCUCGCGUGAAUCUCAUCGAGAGGAGAAAUCAGGACCUCUGAGGAGAAUGUAACAUUCGCUGAACCGAGAAAGAGAAACGCUCGACCUCGCCGUAGGUCGAUCUACCGACCUCCCGCCGGCAGUUGGAAAUCAUUUUCACUUUCGGUAAUAUGAAUGAGACUUGUCCGCUUCUGUUGGUCGCAUGUGGCGUAUACAAACAGUAAGUUAUCUUAUCAUCCUGCUUUUUAAUAGGUGAAUAUUAUUCAGUGUACCGGAUGGACUCGGUACACGUAAUGUAAUGUUGUGCGAACAUAUCGUAUAUGGGCGUCCAGCGUGUAAUUGCGUGUGUUGAGUGUGAAUGCCUUUGAACGUACGUUUGUGUGUUGCAUCGUUUUCACCGUGAUUUAUACAUUACACACACGCACAUACACAUGCACACGGAAAAAAAAAACGAUAACGAAAAAAUAUCUGUGUAACGCGGGGCCAAUGAA
Harpegnathos saltator (Jerdon's jumping ant) is the source of this 1632-nucleotide messenger RNA. RefSeq names its product ras-related protein Rab-28. The record is from RefSeq and is a predicted model, not a curated record. NCBI's taxonomy places the organism in Eukaryota, Metazoa, Arthropoda, Insecta, Hymenoptera, Formicidae. Gene Ontology annotation, molecular function: GTPase activity; GTP binding. Bases 407 to 1123 code for a protein of 238 amino acids. The transcript has 4 exons.